UUCACUAUUCAUGUACUUAUUCAACAAGGUGACCAAACAGUUAGUCCUACCAUUUAUGCAUUAUUAACCGAUAAAUCUCAAUCAACAUAUACACGUUUUCUUAAAUAUUUAUUAGAAAUAAAACCAUCUUUAAAUCCUACAUCGGUAAUAAUGGACUUUGAACAUGCCUCAAUCAAUGCAUUCAAAAUUGUUUUUCCACACGCUGAACAACAAGGUUGUUUUUUUCAUUUUUCUAAAUGUAUGUGGCGACAAAUUCAAAAUGUUGGUCUAGUCGAAAAUUAUAUUAAUAAUGCUAACUUUGCUCUUCAUAUUCGUAUGUUAGCUGCUUUGGCCUAUGUUCCACCAGAUAACGUUAUUAAUGCAUACGAAGAAAUUUUAGAAACACAAUUUUAUGUUGAAAAUGAAGACCUGAUAAUGCCAUUCUUGGAUUAUUUCGAGGAUAACUGGGUAGGAAAAAUAACAGGAAGACGAAAAACUCGACGACAACCAAGACAUCCUAUUGAUAUUUGGAAUUGUCACUAUUCAGCCAAAAAUGGUCUUCCAACAACAAACAACGCUGUUGAAGGGUGGCACAGAGGAUUUACAUCUGUUAUUGGAGCAAGCCACCCUAAUAUAUGGAAAUUCAUGGAUGGAAUUAAGAAAGUUCAAAACAUAGAAGAAUUAAAACGAGAGCAGUAUAAUGCUGGAGAACAACCACAGAAAAAAAAAAAGUACAAGGACUGUAAUAAAAGAAUUCAUGCAUUAGUUACAAAUUAUAAUACUAAUGAGAAUAAGAACUUCAUAAAAGGUAUAGCAUAUAAUUUGUCACUGAAUGCCUAG
This is a messenger RNA of Rhopalosiphum padi (bird cherry-oat aphid), 819 nucleotides long. RefSeq lists its product as uncharacterized. Lineage: Eukaryota; Metazoa; Arthropoda; Insecta; Hemiptera; Aphididae. The transcript has 2 exons. Bases 151 to 819 code for a protein of 222 amino acids. The record is from RefSeq and is a predicted model, not a curated record.